Canis lupus familiaris (dog) is the source of this 4021-nucleotide messenger RNA. It is a transcript of the gene NPR1, whose product is annotated as natriuretic peptide receptor 1. Gene Ontology annotation, biological process: cGMP biosynthetic process; protein phosphorylation; receptor guanylyl cyclase signaling pathway. Gene Ontology annotation, molecular function: guanylate cyclase activity; peptide receptor activity; protein kinase activity. The annotation marks the transcript as partial. Gene Ontology annotation, cellular component: membrane. Lineage: Eukaryota; Metazoa; Chordata; Mammalia; Carnivora; Canidae. The record is from RefSeq and is a predicted model, not a curated record. The transcript has 22 exons.
CUGCUGCUGCUGCUGCUGCUCCCGGGCAGCCAAGCGGGCAACCUGACGGUGGCCGUGGUGCUGCCGCUGGCCAACACCUCGUACCCGUGGUCGUGGGCGCGCGUGGGGCCGGCGGUGGAGCUGGCUCUGGCCGCGGUGAGAGCGCAGCCCGACCUGCUGCCCGGCUGGACGGUGCGCACGGUGCUGGGCAGCAGCGAGAACGCGCUGGGCGUCUGCUCCGACACGGCCGCGCCGCUGGCCGCCGUGGACCUCAAGUGGGAGCACAGCCCCGCGGUGUUCCUGGGCCCCGGCUGCGUGUACGCCGCCGCCCCGGUGGGGCGCUUCACCGCGCACUGGCGAGUGCCGCUGCUGACCGCCGGCGCCCCCGCGCUGGGCUUCGGGGCUAAAGACGAGUACGCGCUGACCACCCGCGCGGGGCCCAGCCACGCCAAGCUGGGCGACUUGGUGGCGGCGCUGCACCGACGGCUGGGCUGGGAGCGCCGGGCGCUGGUGCUCUACGCCUACCGGCCGGGCGACGACCAGCCCUGCUUCUUCGUGGUGGAGGGGCUGUACGUGCGCGUGCGCGAGCGCCUCAACAUCACCGUGGACCACCUGGAGUUCGCCGAGGGCGACCUAGACCAGUACGCACUGCUGCUGCACACCGUCAGGCGCCAAGGCCGAGUUAUCUACAUAUGCAGCUCCCCGGAUGCCUUCAGAACUCUGAUGCUUUUGGCCAUGGAAGCUGGUCUGAGUGGGGAGGACUACGUGUUCUUCCACCUGGACCUCUUUGGACACAGCCUGCAAGGUGCCCCCGGCCUUGCUCCCCACAGGCCCUGGGAGAGAGGGGAUGGGCAGGAUGUCAGUGCCCACCAGGCCUUUCAGGCUGCUAAAAUCAUUACCUAUAAAGAGCCGGAGAAUCCUGAGUACUUGGAGUUCCUGCAGCAGCUAAAACACCUGGCCCAUGAGCAGUUCAACUUCACCGUGGAGGACGGCCUGGUGAACACCAUCCCAGCGUCCUUCCACGAUGGACUGCUGCUCUAUGUCCAGGCAGUGACAGAGACUCUGGCACAUGGGGGAGCUGUCACAGAUGGGGAGGCCAUCACUCAGCGGAUGAGGAACCGAAGCUUCCAAGGUGUGACAGGAUACUUGAAAAUGGACAGCAAUGGAGAUCGGGAGACCGACUUCUCCCUCUGGGACAUGCAUCCUGAGACUGGCACUUUCAGGGUUGUUCUGAACUACAACGGGACUUCCCAAGAGCUGGUGGCUGUGCCGGGGCGCAAACUGAGCUGGCCCCUGGGGUACCCACCUCCUGACAUCCCCAAAUGCGGCUUUGACAACGAGGACCCAGCUUGCAGCCAAGAUCACUUUUCCACCCUGGAAGUGCUGGCUUUGGUGGGCAGCCUCUCCUUGCUGAGCAUUCUGACCGUGUCCUUCUUCAUAUACAGGAAGAUGCAGCUGGAGAAGGAACUGGCCUCAGAGCUGUGGCGGGUGCGCUGGGAGGACGUGCAGCCCAGCAGCCUUGAGAGGCACCUCCGGAGCACAGGCAGCAGGCUGACCCUGAGUGGGAGAGGCUCCAACUACGGCUCCCUGCUGACCACAGAGGGCCAGUUCCAAGUGUUUGCCAAGACAGCGUAUUAUAAGGGCAACCUCGUGGCUGUGAAACGUGUGAAUCGUAAGCGCAUUGAGCUGACGCGAAAAGUCCUGUUUGAGCUGAAGCAUAUGCGGGACGUACAGAAUGAACACUUGACCAGGUUUGUGGGUGCCUGCACUGAUCCCCCGAACAUCUGUAUCCUCACAGAGUACUGUCCCCGUGGGAGCUUGCAGGACAUUCUGGAGAAUGAGGGCAUCACGUUAGACUGGAUGUUCCGGUAUUCUCUCACCAACGACAUCGUCAAGGGAAUGCUGUUCCUACACAACGGGGCCAUUUGCUCCCAUGGCAACCUCAAGUCAUCCAACUGUGUGGUGGAUGGGCGCUUCGUCCUCAAGAUCACCGAUUUUGGGCUGGAGAGUUUCAGGGACCCGGAACCAGAGCAAGGCCACAUCCUCUAUGCUAAAAAGUUGUGGACAGCCCCUGAGCUCCUGCGAAUGGCCUCACCUCCUGCCCGGGGCUCCCAAGCAGGUGACGUCUACAGCUUUGGGAUCAUUCUUCAGGAAAUUGCCCUAAGGAGCGGUGUCUUCCAUGUGGAAGGUUUGGACCUCAGCCCCAAAGAAAUCGUGGAGCGCGUGACUCGGGGUGAGCAGCCCCCCUUCCGGCCCUCCCUGGCCCUGCAGAGUCACCUGGAAGAGCUGGGGCAGUUGAUGCAGCGUUGCUGGGCUGAGGAGCCGCAGGAGCGGCCACCCUUCCAGCAGAUUCGCCUGAUGCUACGCAAGUUCAACAGGGAGAGCAGUAGCAACAUCCUGGACAACCUGCUGUCCCGCAUGGAGCAGUACGCCAACAACCUGGAGGAGUUGGUGGAGGAGAGGACCCAGGCCUACCUGGAGGAGAAGCGCAGAGCCGAGGCCCUGCUUUACCAGAUCCUGCCUCACUCCGUGGCUGAGCAGCUGAAGCGCGGGGAGACGGUCCAGGCCGAAGCUUUCGACAGCGUCACCAUCUACUUCAGUGACAUUGUAGGCUUCACGGCCCUGUCUGCACAGAGCACGCCCAUGCAGGUGGUGACCCUGCUCAAUGACCUCUACACUUGCUUUGAUGCCGUCAUAGACAACUUUGACGUGUACAAGGUGGAAACCAUUGGUGAUGCCUACAUGGUGGUGUCGGGGCUCCCCGUGAGGAACGGGCUGCUGCACGCCCGAGAGGUGGCCCGCAUGGCCCUGGCGCUGCUGGACGCAGUGCGCUCCUUCCGCAUCCGCCACCGGCCACAGGAGGAGCUGCGCUUGCGAAUCGGCAUCCACACAGGACCCGUGUGUGCCGGUGUGGUUGGGCUGAAGAUGCCCCGUUACUGUCUCUUUGGAGACACGGUCAACACUGCCUCCAGAAUGGAGUCUAACGGGGAAGCCCUGAAGAUCCACUUGUCUUCUGAGACCAAGGCCGUUCUGGAAGAGUUUGGUGGUUUUGAGCUGGAGCUUCGAGGAGAUGUAGAAAUGAAGGGCAAAGGCAAAGUUCGCACCUACUGGCUCCUGGGGGAACGGGGGAGCAGCACUCGAGGCUGACCUGCCUCCCCUCCUGGCUGUCCCUUCCUUGGGCCGAGGUAACAGAGGUGCCAGACCUCAGCCUCACUCACAGCCCCGCCAUUGCCAAAGGAUCAGAGAACGUUUGAACAACUCAAAUGUGCUAGCCCCAGUGGAGACACCAGAUACGACCCCCGAAGGAGGACUGUGUUGGGAGAACUUGGGGAGUUCAUGGACCUGGAGCACACAGUCCUGCCCAGUGGCACACACACAGACACAGGCACCCACUCUCCACCCUGACCCAAGUCAAGUUGCUAGGGUGUGGACCCCUGGAUCCUGUGCCCCCACUCCUUCAAUAAAUAAAGCAACACCAAAGGUAGUUGCUACACUGGGACUUCUAGGGGGAUGAGGAAAAGGGAUGAUAGGUGAAUCUAGGAGACGAGGGGAGUCCACAUCUGGGCCCAGCCCAUGUGGGCAUAGACGCUCCUGUGUUCCCUCCCCAGCCCAACACUGGGCACACUGCAUAGGGGGGAGGAACAGUUGGCAGGGGUUGUGGGCCCGUACAUCAAUUCCUCCUGUGAGCAGAGGCCAUUAACGUCUUUAUUCUAGUGACUGUCUCUAGAAGGAGAGUAGGUUGGUUGCCAGAAGACACAGCCAUGUUCCCUACCCUCUACUCCAAAUGAGACAUGCUCCUGGAGCUGGAAAUGGAAUAUCUGACAAUGGCUGCAGGUCCCUCCAGCUACCUGAUAGCCUGUGACCUUCCCUAGUAGUGCUGACACUUGUGGUCCAAGGACCCAUUUACACCCUUCACAAUCACUGAGGGCCCCAAAGAGUCCUUGUUUAUGUGGGCUAAAUCUAUCCAUAUAUACUGUAUUAGAAAUUAAAACAAGUCCUAUUAACUCACUUAAAUAAGUAUAAUAAACCAAUCGCAUGUUAA